CACACACACAGACAGACACAUUGCUGUGGAUGGUGAGGAAGCUGCGAACAAACAAACACAGCAGUCGCUACUUGUGCUGGACGAGCGAGGGAGGGUCUGUGAGGAAGAGGAGGACGAACAAGGCAGAAGGAGUGCUGGUGUACUGGUACUUAGUGUCGGCAUUCAGUGUCACAGAAGCAGAAGAAGAGUGGAAACUGAUUCCUACUUCUCGGAUAUGAAUCAGCUUUUUCUUGAACUGAUUAACCUCGAUGUGACUUCUUGACCUCAACUUCUGAUUGUGUUUUCAGUGUCUACGUCUGUGAUAUUUCUCACUACAGACUGGACAUGAAAAGUUUCUCCAACGUAACAAAGGCUGAAAGUGAACCCCAAUGCUGAAGACAAACUCUCUGACAGCUGAUUUUCAAACUGUCUGAGUGAAUGAGUUGGGUAUUUCCAGAGCUGAGACGGACACCGUCACCCUCUGUGGUCUGUACAGUCAGCAGCUUCAUUCAAAACUUACCCAACAACAGAAUGAAACUCAGUUUAUUUAAGUUCAUUGAGUCCUGGAUUAUCUGUGCAUGUAAAACUUGUAAAAAUCUAACAUAUUACUCCAGUAAAUAAUUCUGUUUACGUGACUAUUGUUUAUUAAAGCUGAACAACCUGUCCCUUCGGGACCCCCAAGAGACUUUCUGCUUGCUGGUGUUUUGCUCGCAGGACCACAACUCCGCUGUGAUUUUGGAAAAACUACAACGGAGUCUGGAUUUACUCAGUGAUACACAAAUACAUCUCAACUAAAUGAUUGAUUGGCUGUAGAGACUUGCAAAAGGACCACAAGAGGUGGAACACCAGCUGAGAGAGAAACUAACUGCCAACAGUCCAAACACUCUCCGACCUUCAGCAGAUGGAGAGGAAGGAGGAGGUGAAGAUUGGCGGAGCGGCCAUGUCACUGCCGGCGGACUUGAGUUGCCUGCAGGCUGGCGGGGGAGCAGAGGGUGAGGCGGCCCUGGCAAACCUGGAGAAGCAGCUGAUCUGUCCCAUCUGCCUGGAGCUCUUCAACAAACCUGUGGUCAUCCUGCCCUGCCAGCACAACCUCUGCAGGAAGUGUGCCAACGAGCUCUACCAGCCGUCCCUGUUCCAGGCUCGUACCACCAUGAUGGUGAACAGCGGUCGUUUCCGCUGCCCGUCCUGCAGACACGAGGUGGUGCUGGAUCGCCACGGCGUCUACGGCCUGCCACGAAACCUGCUGGUGGAGAACAUCAUCGAUGUCUACAAACAGGAAGUCAGCAACAACAACAAUGCCACAAGUCCUGCCCCUCCUCCUGGUCCACCUCCUGCUCAGGUAACAUGUUCAGACCAUGAGGGUGAGAAAGUGAACAUCUACUGUGUCACCUGUCAGGUUCCUACAUGUUCUCUCUGUAAAGUGUUCGGGGCUCAUCAGUCCUGUCAGGUGGCCCCUCUGACAGACAUCUACCAGCAGCAGAAGGAUGAGCUGAACGAAGGAGUCAGUUCUCUGGUGGCGUUCAACGACAAAGUCCAGGCUUUGAUCAAUGGGCUGGAGGAGGCUUGCAAAAACAUUGAGGAGAACAGUAAGACUCAGAAACAGAGUGUGUGUGAGAAGUUCAAUCGCGUGUUUUCUAUCCUGGAGGACAGACGAAAGGCGAUGACACAGCGAAUCAGCUCCGAGCAGGAGGAGAAGACCGGCCACGCCGAGGCGUUGGUGCGUUGCUAUGGAGACAGCGUGGAGGCCAACCGCAAACUGGUGGAGAGUUCAUUGAGCAGCAUGGAGGAGCCGGACAUGGCUGCUUUUGUUCAGAAUUCAAGAGAGCUGAUCACAAAACUGGUAGCAGCAACCAGCUCCUGUCCAGCCGAGACACUAAAACCAGGUUAUGAGACUAUGAGCCACUACAAAUAUAACUUCAGCAGACAGGAGAGAGCUCUGAAGAGCAUAGACUUCCUCAAAGUUGUGGAAGAUGUUCCUGAAGAACCAGAGGUGGAACCAGAACCAGAGGAACCAGAAGAGCCCUCUGUACAGAACACAGAACCAGAACACAAUCAGGAAACCUCUUUCCAGAACCUGGAGUCUGUUUCAGAUCCAGUUGAAGAACCAAUACCUGGACUGAUAUUCCCACCAGUGGAACCAGUACAGACAGCUGCACCAACAUCAGCCCCAGUUUCACCAGUUCCAGAUCUGGUGAGGGACUCUGUGGAGCCAGCAGGGGCAGUCCUGCAGCCAGAGACUGACGAGCUGGACUUAAAUGAUGAAGGACCUGGUCUAAUGAAGAACAAUAAGGAGGAGGAGAUAGAGGAGGCGGAGGGAGUUGCAGCUCCUGAUCCUGUUAGUGAGGGAAACGUCUGUGAACAUGUGGAGGGAAUGAGCACACAACAGUCUGAGGAGGGAGAGGCAGAAAGUGACGCAGCUGACCGGACGGAAAAACAUGAUCCUCAGGGUGAAGAAGAAGAAAUUCAGGUGAAGGAGGAAGUAGAUUCUGCGUUUUCCCCCAGCUGGCGCAGGUUAAGCCCUGAGGAAAUCCUGCCAAAAGUUCACGAGACAGAGCAGAAGAUGUGUCCACUACAACCAGCUGGAGAUUCCCUUUCAGAGGCCAGGACUGAGGUAGCCCUAGUGUCUGAGCCUGAAAUACAACCACAAUCUCAACGGAGUCUGGAUUCUCAAUCCUCCAGCCACCCUCCCCCUGGAGCUGCGCUCUUCCACCCACAUCAACUACCUCUUUCCACUGAGCUUCAUGCUCAGCCGUAUCUUCCUCUCCCUCGACUCCCACAGCAGUUAGAAAAACAUCCCCAACCUCACGAAUCCCGGCCUCAACCCCAGAAGGCCCCUGCUGUGUGGGGCAGUGCUUUUGUAGAAGCCAGUAUCACUGAGGACGAAAAUGAAGAGGAGGAGGAGGACAUGCAGGGCUGGGUGUGUCUACCUGGGGCUGUGGAUAAAGGUUUCAAGCUAGUAGAGGGUAGUUUUGAUCUUGGAGAAGUUAGUUUAGACAGUUUUUCUGAUAAUAAUGAUAGUCCAUCAUCCAUACCACCAGAGGAGACUCGUUCUGGGCCUGAGAGAGGCAGCUCAGAGAUGGAUAAAGACAACUCUGAGCUCAGUGAUGGAAGGGUAGAAGAAGAAGAGCAUCUUGCUUCAGAGCUGAAAGAAAGUGGGCUGGGAGAGGGUGAGUAUGAAGCUGAGGCGAUGAAUGAAAGGCCGGAAAAAGGAAGCGUUUGGUCUGAUGAAAGAAGUGAAGAGCAGGGGAACAAUCUCUCUGCUUUAGAGAGGGAUGCUGUAUCUACGAGGGAGGAUAGCUCUGAAGUUAAAAAUUACAGCUUGGAUGUGGGAGAUCGUGGUGUGGAGAGGACAGACAGCGUGAUAUCUGGGGACGGUAGUUCAGGGUUUGCAGAAAAGAAAGAGGAGGACGGAGAGAACAGCGAGCAGCCUGAAGACUUGAACGCCAAAUUGGAAACGAGCGCUGCUGAAACUGAAGAGAAAAUAACCUCCUCUGUCUCUCUCCAGGCUGUCAUUCUGCUCUUCUACCUGUUGGCCUUCCUGGUCAUCCUGCAGAGGGUUUGGGCUUACAUCGGCUGCUUCAUUUGCACAUAACACCAGCAGGAAACACAUCCAUCCUCACUGCUGCACAGCUCAGAUGCACACUGAGAGUAGGAGUCCUGCUCAGACCAGUCCUCCUCUCUCCUCCUCCUCCUCGUCUUCCUCCUCUUUCACCCUCAGCGAGGCUCCUCGACGACCCAGUUUCAGCUUCUCCUGGCUAAACUCCCUCAACAAGAAGAAGUAGAGGAAAGAGAGAGAAGUGUUUGGAAACGGAAGUUUUGCUGUGGAGAUGAAGAAAGGUGCACUUCACUCCACAGUCAGUUUCAUUCAGCUCGGCACUGCACUGAGACUGGAAACGUUACGUGUACCUGGAUAAAACUUCAGUUACAGUAUUUUCAUCAACAAUCUCUGUUUUGCUUUAAAUAUCCAUCCAGUUUAAAACAUAUUUGCACUUUUGUGUUGUGUGGACAAAACGGACCUGUGUGCCUAAAGGGAAAAACGCAGACUCUGUUGGUCUCUUAUUUUGAAAACUUACUGAGAUGUUGCUAUUCUCCUUCACAUUAAAAGUCAUUACAGCUUUUAAUUUUAUUAUUUUUAAGUGGCGUUAGCAGAGGAGUAGUAAUACUGCAAUGUAGAAGAAGUAGUAUUCAGAAUGAUAGUAGUAUUGGAAUAGCUAUAACAGGGAAAAGAUUACAUGUUUGCAUCAGGAAGUAGCACAAGUAUUGUUGUGUUACCAGUAAUAAAAGUAUGUGUUUUAGUAGUUAUAGCAGAGCUUGUAGUAGUAGUGAUGGGACUAAUGUAUUAGCUGUUACUGAAGGUGUGUCUGCAGGAUAUGAGCACAAAUAUAUGCUGCAAUAAUUCUCAGUCUUUUAGUGUUUUACUGAAGCAAAAUCUAAAAUGUUCUCAACAUUGUUCAUAAGAACAUACUGUUUCUUAUUUCUACAAAAAGAAAUGUGACGUUUUAACCUUUUACUGGCGAUAUGAGCUACUAGUUGGCUAAUAAACGAGCAGUAAAGUAGAUGUAGCAGUAAUAAUAGUAGAAUAAUAAAUAAAUAAGAAGACCCAGAUGUCCAGUUUGAGCCAUUUUGAACUGGUGAUUCUGGAUGUCACUUGCGAGUCAGUGUGGUUUGGUUUGUUAUUGAAAACAUUUUAUGAUUUUGAUUUGAUGUCCUCUCUCACUGCAGCAGGUUUUUAUGGGUAUUUGUGAGUUUGUAAGUGUGUUUGAGCACCUUUUUUUUUUUUUUGAGUGUAUGGCGUUUUGAAAGUUGGUGUCUGUGCAUAAUGCUGGACAGAGUGGUUCAGGUGAGAUAUUGGUUUUGUUUGAUACAUGUAUGGAUUUAAUAAAUCAGAUUUUACUACC
This is a messenger RNA of Micropterus salmoides (largemouth bass), 4877 nucleotides long. RefSeq names its product tripartite motif containing 101 (gene trim101). Gene Ontology annotation, molecular function: zinc ion binding. The transcript is spliced from 13 exons. The coding region runs from base 881 to 3571 and encodes 896 amino acids. NCBI's taxonomy places the organism in Eukaryota, Metazoa, Chordata, Actinopteri, Centrarchiformes, Centrarchidae. The record is from RefSeq and is a predicted model, not a curated record.